AUGUCAGAGAUCAUGUCUAAGAUCAUGUCUGAGAUCAUGUCUAAGAUCAUGUCUAAGAUCAUGUCUAAGAUCAUGUCUGAGAUCAUGUCUGAGAUCAUGUCUAAGAUCAUGUCUGAGAUCAUGUCUAAGAUUUCCUUCCCUCUUCACUCUGCUCUGGCCCAGGCCCAGUUCCUGCCUCUGUGUAACCAACAAUACACUGUGCCUGACGGCCUUCACCCUCAGUUCAGUCGGAUGAGUCUGACUCAGUCGGCUCAGACUGAAGCCACGCCUCCAGCUCAGGACUCACGCUACUACUCCUCCCUGUACCACCACCAUGCACCUCCUCACCUGCUCCUCCAGGGGGCGCCGCAGCAGCAGAUGAACAGCUAUGUGGUGACGGGGCCCUCAGCGGGACAUGGGGGCCUGAUGGGGGCUCAGCCGGUGACCCUCCACACCACAGGACAGGGGUACUCUACCUCCAGUACCCCAGCUCCAGGGGCCUUCUCUGGGGGCCUCCUGAACCAGCCGCUGCUGCAACAACACACGUUCAUCCAGCAGCCGAUGCAGCAGGUGUCGGCGUGUUACUGCUCCUCGGUGCAUCACCCUCACUGUGCGUCUCAGCAGCAGCUGCCUCCCCCCCCUCUGCAGCACUACCGCCCCCCUGUGGCCCCCUACAGCUGCCCCCAGAGCCUUCCCCAGCAACAAGGUACCACCGCCGACCUGGUACCACCAGACCCAGUAGCACCCCGACCCGGUACCACCAGACCCAGUACCACCAGACCCAGUACCACCCCCGACCCGGUACCACCAGACCCGGUACCACCAGACCCGGUACCACCAGACCCGGAGCAGCUCUGUGGGGUCAGGAGCAGCUCUGUGGGGUCAGGAGCAGCUCUGUGGGGUCAGGAGCAGCUCUUUGAGGAGCAGCUCUUUGAGGUCAGGAGCAGCUCUGUGAGGUCAGGAGCAGCUCUGUGGGGUCAGGAGCAGCUCUGUGGGGUCAGGAGCAGCUCUGUGGGGUCAGGAGCAGCUCUGUGGGGUCAGGAGCAGCUCUUUGAGGUCAGGAGCAGCUCUGUGAGGUCAGGAGCAGCUCUGUGGGGUCAGGAGCAGCUCUGUGGGGUCAGGAGCAGCUCUGUGGGGUCAGGAGCAGCUCUGUGGGGUCAGGAGCAGCUCUGUGGGGUCAGGAGCAGCUCUGUGGGGAGCAGCUCUGUGGGGUCAGGAGCAGCUCUGUGGGGUCAGGAGCAGCUCUGUGGGGUCAGGAGCAGCUCUGUGGGGUCAGGAGCAGCUCUGUGGGGUCAGGAGCAGCUCUGUGGGGUCAGGAGCAGCUCUGUGGGCGCCUCACUCUCUCCAGAGAAAUAUCAUCACCACAGACACGGUGCAAUCACCACAGACACGGUGCAAUCACCACAGACACGGUGCAAUCACCACAGACACGGUGCAAUCACAGACACCACAGACACUGUGCAAUCACAGACACGGUGCAAUCACAGACACCACAGACACGGUGCAAUCACAGACACCACAGACACGGUGCAAUCACAGACACGGUGCAAUCACAGACACCACAGACACGGUGCAAUCACAGACACGGUGCAAUCACAGACACGGUGCAAUCACCACAGACACGGUGCAAUCACCACAGACACGGUGCAAUCACCACAGACACGGUGCAAUCACCACAGACACGGUGCAAUCACCACAGACACGGUGCAAUCACAGACACCACAGACACGGUGCAAUCACAGACACGGUGCAAUCACCACAGACACGGUGCAAUCACCACAGACACGGUGCAAUCACCACAGACACAGUGCAAUCACCACAGACACGGUGCAAUCACAGACACCACAGACACGGUGCAAUCACCACAGACACGGUGCAAUCACAGACACCACAGACACGGUGCAAUCAAUCACAGACACCACAGACACGGUGCAAUCACAGACACGGUGCAAUCACAGACACCACAGACACGGUGCAAUCACAGACACGGUGCAAUCACAGACACGGUGCAAUCACCACAGACACGGUGCAAUCACCACAGACACGGUGCAAUCACCACAGACAAGGUUAUAA
Knipowitschia caucasica is the source of this 2052-nucleotide messenger RNA. The record is from the annotation of a GenBank genome assembly. NCBI's taxonomy places the organism in Eukaryota, Metazoa, Chordata, Actinopteri, Gobiiformes, Gobiidae.